CUCCGACCCGUUCGCUGACCGCUGGACGGGCCCUCCAGCUCCCCGCGGAGGCCUUCACGUUUUCCCAGGACGGAGGCACGUGUCAGGGGACCCCCACCAGUAAAGAGCACUUGCUUCGUCGGAGCAGCCAAGUUCAGGCCAUGUGGGCAUCCCUUGGGCACAAGAGCGAGCUAGUUUCCACCACUCCCUUGGCAUCCCUCCCUGCCAAGCUGUGGGAUAAUGCGCACUGCCUGGCACUGCCCCUGCCAGGGGUUCCUGCCUUCUGCGACUGCAACGGACAGAAAACAGUAGCAUUCGGUAGUGGCCCCCCGCAGCGAGAUGGCCGCAGGGAGGAGGCACCUGGGAGAGAGGACCGUUAGGGAGAGGCAGGAGGCAGGGAGGCCUCCAGACUCUUCCCCAGUGCCCUGGAUCUCGGAGCUGGGGAUGCCUCCAGGCUGAUUGGCAGCUCUUUGUUUCAGCCCCCCCCACCCGCCUGCUGGCCCCCCCCUUCAACUCCCCCUUCCAGUCCCUCCGCCCCCCGCUCCUGCUCUCCCCGCCUAGCCUUUUCCCCUCCCAGCCGCCUGCCUGCCAGGGUAGUGAGCCCGCUGAGCGGCAUGGAGGCGCAGAAACUCCGGGGGCCCCUGGCUCUCCUCCUCAUUUGCACUUUCGCAUCUGCCAGUCGGGACCUGCAGGUGAUUGACCUGCUGACUGUGGGCGAGUCUCGGCAGAUGACCGCUGUGGCGGAGAAGAUCCGGGCAGCCCUGCUCACUGCUGCUGACAUCUACCUCUUGUCCACCUUCCGCCUGCCCCCCAAGCAGGGUGGUGUCCUCUUUGGGCUCUACUCUCGCCAGGACAACACACGAUGGCUGGAGGCCUCCGUUGUGGGCAAAAUUAACAAAGUGCUGGUGCGGUACCAGCGGGAGGACGGCAGAGUCCACGCCGUGAACCUGCAACAGGCAGGCCUGGCCGACGGGCGCACGCACACGGCUCUCCUGCGGCUCCGCGGUCCCGCACGACCAAGCCCUGCCCUGCAGCUCUACGUGGACUGCAAACUGGGAGACCAGCACUCCGGGCUCCCUGCGUUGGCCCCCAUUCCUCCCGCCGAGGUUGACGGGCUGGAGAUUCGGACCGGACAGAAGGCGUAUUUGAGGAUGCAGGGCUUCGUGGAAUCUAUGAAAAUGAUUCUGGGCGGGUCCAUGGCCCGGGUGGGGGCCCUGAGUGAGUGUCCAUUCCAGGGGGACGAGUCCAUCCACAGUGCAGUGACCAGCGCACUGCACUCCAUCCUCGGAGAGCAGACCAAGGCGCUGGUCACCCAGCUCACCCUCUUCAACCAGAUCCUGGUGGAGCUGCGCGAUGAUAUCCGAGACCAGGUGAAGGAGAUGUCUCUGAUCCGAAACGCCAUCAUGGAGUGUCAGGUGUGCGGCUUCCACGAGCAGCGUUCCCACUGCAGCCCCAACCCCUGCUUCCGAGGCGUGGACUGCAUGGAAGUGUACGAGUACCCCGGCUACCGCUGCGGGCCCUGCCCCCCGGGCCUGCAGGGCAACGGCACUCACUGUGCGGACAUCGAUGAGUGUGCUCACGCGGACCCCUGCUUCCCUGGGGCCAGCUGCGUCAACACGGUGCCUGGCUUCCACUGUGAAGCCUGUCCUCGCGGCUAUAAGGGCACUCGGGUGUCCGGCGUGGGCAUCGACUACGCCCGCGCCAGCAAACAGGUCUGCAGCGACGUGGACGAAUGCAACGACGGGAACAACGGCGGCUGCGACCCGAACUCCGUCUGCACCAACACCGCGGGGUCUUUCAAGUGUGGUCCCUGUCGCCUGGGCUUCCUGGGGAACCAGAGCCAGGGCUGCCUCCCAGCCCGCACCUGCCACAGCCCAGCCCAUAGCCCCUGCCACGUCCACGCGCACUGUCUCUUUGAGCGCAACGGAGCAGUGUCCUGCGCGUGUAACGUGGGCUGGGCUGGGAACGGGAACGUGUGUGGGACCGACACGGACAUCGACGGCUACCCGGACCAGGCCCUGCCAUGCAUGGACAACAACAAGCACUGCAAGCAGGACAAUUGCCUUUUGACACCCAACUCUGGGCAGGAAGACGCUGACAACGACGGUGUGGGGGACCAGUGUGAUGAGGACGCUGAUGGAGACGGGAUCAAGAACGUGGAGGACAACUGCCGACUGUUCCCCAACAAGGACCAGCAAAACUCUGACACAGACUCCUUUGGGGAUGCCUGUGACAACUGCCCCAACGUCCCCAACAAUGACCAGAAGGACACGGACGGCAACGGGGAAGGGGACGCGUGUGACAAUGAUGUGGAUGGAGACGGUGCCACUGGGGCUGGGGGACUGGGAGGCCCGAGCAGUGGGAAGGAGGCGUGGCUGGGCGGUCUAAGCACCACAGGGGUGGCCUGGGUGGGCAAAGUGCCCUGGGAAUGGGUGGGGGGCAGAGCGAGGCAGGAGAGGGCUAGGGGGUGUCCUCUGCGUGGGACGCCAGCUCCAGGAGAGAGCAUGACCUGUUGUAGCGACAGGCUUGUGUCCCCUGCAUGCCUCGUAGGCAUCCCCAACGGACUGGACAAUUGCCCUAAGGUCCCGAACCCACUGCAGACCGACAGGGAUCAGGACGGGGCGGGAGACGCCUGUGACAGCUGCCCUGAAAUGAGCAACCCUACCCAGACAGAUGCCGACAGCGACCUGGUGGGGGACGUCUGUGACACCAACCAGGACAGCGAUGGGGAUGGACAUCAGGACACCAAGGACAACUGCCCAGAGCUGCCAAACAGCUCCCAGCUGGACUCCGACAACGACGGACUCGGAGACGAGUGUGAUGGGGAUGACGACAAUGACGAAGUCCCAGACUACGCGCCUCCGGGUCCUGACAACUGCCGCCUUGUCCCCAACCCCAAUCAGAAGGACUCAGACGGCAAUGGCGUUGGCGAUGUGUGUGAGGAUGACUUCGACAAUGACGCAGUGGCCGACCCCCUGGACGUGUGCCCCGAGAGUGCAGAGGUGACCUUAACGGAUUUCCGGGCCUAUCAGACCGUCGUCCUGGACCCUGAGGGAGACGCUCAGAUCGACCCAAACUGGGUUGUGCUCAACCAGGGCAUGGAAAUCGUUCAGACCAUGAACAGUGACCCUGGCUUGGCGGUUGGAUACACGGCCUUCAACGGUGUGGACUUUGAAGGCACCUUUCACGUGAACACGGUGACUGAUGAUGACUACGCAGGCUUCCUCUUCAGCUAUCAGGACAGCGGCCGCUUCUACGUGGUCAUGUGGAAGCAGACGGAGCAGACCUACUGGCAGGCCACACCCUUCCGGGCUGUCGCUCAGCCAGGGCUGCAGCUCAAGGCGGUGACGUCUGUGUCAGGCCCAGGUGAGCACCUCCGCAAUGCCCUGUGGCACACUGGCCACACCCCCGAUCAGGUCCGGCUGCUGUGGACUGACCCCCGAAACGUGGGCUGGCGGGACAAGACUUCCUACCGCUGGCAGCUGCUGCACCGGCCCCAAGUGGGCUACAUCCGGGUGAAGCUCUAUGAGGGUCCUCAGCUGGUGGCGGACUCCGGGGUGAUCAUCGACACAGCCAUGCGGGGAGGCCGUCUGGGCGUAUUCUGCUUCUCUCAAGAAAAUAUCAUUUGGUCCAAUCUCCAGUAUCGAUGCAAUGACACGGUGCCCGAGGACUUUGAGCCGUUCCGGAGGCAGCUGCUCCAGGGAAGGGUGUGAAGAGGCGGCCCGGUGGGAUUCCGAAUCCUGAUUUUAGACCCUCUGGCCUUGGGGUCCAUCCUGGAGACCCUGGGGUCUAAUUUACAGCCACUCAAGCAAACACAGACCCUCCUCCGGCACCCACAGGAGUUCCCCCCCAGAAGGGUGGUGACCCCAUGGUUCAGGAGUUGGGAAGUUUUCAAGGGUAUUCUUCUCAGGCACUAACCCCAGGAAAGAGAACAGCACGUUGCCAUAAAGGUCCAGUGGUUUUCUAAGCUA
Molecule: messenger RNA, 3950 nt
Organism: Mustela lutreola (European mink)
Lineage: Eukaryota; Metazoa; Chordata; Mammalia; Carnivora; Mustelidae
Gene: THBS3
Product: thrombospondin 3
Exons: 22
Coding region: 594-3692 (1032 amino acids)
Biological process (GO): cell adhesion
Cellular component (GO): extracellular region
Molecular function (GO): calcium ion binding; heparin binding
Source: RefSeq, a predicted model, not a curated record